Aspergillus alliaceus is the source of this 975-nucleotide messenger RNA. Its product is annotated as ubiquitin-conjugating enzyme/RWD-like protein. Gene Ontology annotation, cellular component: signal peptidase complex; membrane. Bases 1 to 975 code for a protein of 324 amino acids. Gene Ontology annotation, molecular function: serine-type endopeptidase activity. Lineage: Eukaryota; Fungi; Ascomycota; Eurotiomycetes; Eurotiales; Aspergillaceae. The transcript has 5 exons. The record is from RefSeq and is a predicted model, not a curated record.
AUGUUGUCCUUUCUCUCGUCGAAUCUAUCAAACACCCGGCAGUCACUUGCCCAGGCACUCAAUUUCGCGCUGGUGCUCUCCACUGCGUUCAUGAUGUGGAAAGGACUCUCCGUAUUCACCGCUUCCUCCAGCCCCGUUGUAGUUGUUUUGUCCGGGAGUAUGGAGCCAGCGUUUCAAAGAGGAGAUCUACUGUUCUUAUGGAAUCGAAGCCCGCGCGCUGAGCUAGGCGAAAUUGUCGUCUAUAAUGUCCGGGGCAAGGACAUCCCUAUUGUGCAUCGCGUCGUGAGAACAUUCCCAGAAAUUGAAGGAAAGGCGAAGAAAGUCAAGGAGAUCACCGAUUCCUCAUCGACUCCCAACAACAUGCUUCUUACCAAGGGCGAUAACAAUAUUGCAGACGAUACUGAGUUGUAUGCGCGAGGCCAGGAUUAUCUCAACCGUGAAGAAGACAUUGUUGGUAGUGUGCGAGGGUAUAUCCCCAUGGUGGGAUAUGUGACUAUCUUGCUCAAAUCUGAACCGAUGGGCAGUAAAAGGAUAGCCAAGGAGCUUGCUGAGCUCACGGAAUCCCCUCCUGAAGGUAUCACCGUGGAACUAGUAAACGAGUCGGAUAUCUAUCAAUGGAAGGUUUACAUGGACGGACCAGAAGGAUCGCCGUACCACAAAGGCAGAUUUCUGGUCAAGCUCAGCCUUCCCACCGAAUACCCCUUUAAGCCGCCAUCGGUUUCGUUUGGCACCAAGAUCUACCACCCUAAUGUGACCAACGAUGAUAAGGGAAGCAUGUGUCUGGGCAUGCUGCGGGCCGACGAAUGGAAGCCCAGCUCCAAAAUCGCCGCGGUGCUCGAGUUCGCGCGUCAACUGCUCGUAGAGCCGAUGCCGGAUGAUGCUGUUGAGGGGCGGAUUGCGGAACAAUAUAGGAAUGACCGUGCACGGUACGAUGAGAUCGCGCGGGAGUGGACAAGGAAGUAUGCGACGGCAUAG